ACAUCUCUGCUCAGAAAUUCAGCACACUCACACACUAACACAAGAAUGAUUUAAAAAAUCAAAUCCAGACACAGAUUCUGGACACCUCUUGGUUUUAUCAUUGUUAUUAGGCGUCGCUAAAUUAACAGUAUGGAAAAAGUUGAAAUCAUGGAAAGAAUAUAAAGCCUCUUAAAGCGGAAAAAAAAAGAAAAAAAAUACAGUUCACAGAGAAUCUCAAUUUACUAUCCUUUUUUCUUGAUGAUUGAUACACCUAUUUAUACAGUUGUACAUACGUGUCAUCUAUGAUUACAGCUAUAUGUACGUACUAAUUGGGGAGCUGGGGCUGCUGGUUUUACUCUUCUGCUUGCUUCUCAGGGAUCAUAAAUAUGGCAUCUGAACUUGUAAAUGCUGCAACAAGUGACAAACUCAGUGAAACAGACUGGACAAAGAACAUAGAGAUUUGUGAACAGGUCGCGCAGGAUCAAAGACUAGCUAAAGAUGUUGUCAAAGCUAUUAAGAAACGUCUGGGGAGCAAACACCCUAAUACACAACUCUUCGCCGUAAUGCUGUUGGAGAUGCUGAUAAACAAUAUUGGAGAACCUAUACAUAAGCAAGUUAUAGAUACAGGAGUUCUCCCCAUACUUGUGAAGAUAGUUAAGAAAAAGUCGGACCUUCCAGUACGGGAAAAGGCCUUUCUCCUAUUAGAUGCAGCUCAGACAUCUGUUGGUGGUGCUUCUGGGAGAUUUCCUCAAUAUUAUUCAUCAUAUUAUGAAUUGGUGAGUGCAGGAGUGAAAUUUCCUCAGAGGCCACAUGAUAACCCAAACCCUCAAGCUACCCAACAUGUGGAUAAGCCGCCUACUCCACCUAACAAGGAGCCUGCUGCUCCUCAAUCUGCAACAAAUGCUCCAGAAGCACAAGCGCACGCUGUUCCAGAAUCAAGUAUUCUUCAGAAAGCUGGAACCGCAUUGGAGGUACUGAGGGAUGUCCUUGAUACUAUUCAUACACAGAACCCUGAGUUAUUGUUUUCCCAGGGAGCAAAGGAUGAGUUCACACUAGAUCUUGUGGAACAGUGUUCAUUUCAAAAACAGCGAGUGAUGCACCUGGCAAUUACUUCGCGGGAUGAAAAAGUUGUCACACGAGCAGUCGAGCUUAAUGAGGAGCUUGAAAGAGUGCUGCGAAGACAUGAUUCUCUUCUAGCUGGCAGAAUGAUGCCUAGUACAACUCACACUGGCCAUGAGGAAGAGGAGGAAGAGGAAGAGCCUGAACAACUUUUUCGGCGGAUAAGGAAAGGAAAAGCUUGUGUGCGACCUGAAGAUGAAGACCACCAGAGUGAUCGACCAAUGGGGUUGAUGGGGCACCCUGUUCCUGGGGAAAUGUUACAUCGCCCACUCAUAAGGCCCCUAACUGUGGAGCGCCAGCAGGAAGCUACACAGCGGCCUAAUAUAGAGCCUAAGCCAGAAACCAUCAGGCCAUUGCCUCUGGCAGUAAAUCCGGAAACAAAUGUUGGUAGACCUGCAGUGGCAAUCCCUCCCCCGCCUGCUAAACACGUCGAGCGUGAAAAGUUCUUCCAGGAGAACAAGACAGAUGGAUCAGCUCUUAAUGGCCACAUAAGAAACCUUUCAUUGCACAGUAGAAAUGCCAGUAGCUCUCACAGUGGAAGUACAGAAUUUAGCGACUGAGCUAAAGGUAUUAUUGCUCUGGAAAAUGUUUACCCUUUUUCUUCAAUUGAUUGGAUGUAGUGCUGCUGUGGAGAUUUGAGUUGAUUGCCACCAUUGUGCCUUAAAAUUGACGAUCGCUCCAGAGGUAUUCAGCUGGAACAUGGGAUGUUGUGGGAACUUACUGUCGUUCUCAGAAGUCUGUUUGUUGGGAUAGGUACUUUGAGGUUGACUACUGGUAGUUGUUUCACAAACUUGAGGUUUAUAGCAAGAUGGUGAGCUUGAGGUUGACGACUAGUAGUUGUUUCACAAACUUGAGGUUUAUAGCAAGAUGGUGAGCUUGAGGUUGACGACUAGUAGUUGUUUCACAAACUUGAGGUUUAUAGCAUGAUGGUGAGCUUGAGCUUGAAUUUUUUUUUUUAUAUAGAAAGUGUGAUGUUAUACAGACCAAAUAGCUAUAUUUUGUUCUAUAUUUCCUUCAAAUUUGGUUUCUUCUGUAGAUAAUUUGUUGUAUUUUGUAGGUGUAGUGGUUGUGGAUUUAUAUAGUAUGGUUAAACUGCUUAUUGGUAGUCGAACUGAAAUAUUUUGUGCUAGUUAAAAUUACAGUUUUUUUCGUUGUA
Salvia hispanica is the source of this 2254-nucleotide messenger RNA. RefSeq names its product ENTH/VHS/GAT family protein. Gene Ontology annotation, biological process: protein transport to vacuole involved in ubiquitin-dependent protein catabolic process via the multivesicular body sorting pathway. NCBI's taxonomy places the organism in Eukaryota, Viridiplantae, Streptophyta, Magnoliopsida, Lamiales, Lamiaceae. Gene Ontology annotation, molecular function: ubiquitin binding; phosphatidylinositol binding. The record is from RefSeq and is a predicted model, not a curated record.